Messenger RNA from Vicia faba (fava bean), 468 nucleotides. NCBI's taxonomy places the organism in Eukaryota, Viridiplantae, Streptophyta, Magnoliopsida, Fabales, Fabaceae. The record is from the annotation of a GenBank genome assembly.
AUGGAUGGUUUCACAAAGGAGCAAGAAGCUUUGGUGAAUAGCUCAUGGGAAGCAUUCAAGAAAAACAUUCCUCAACUUAGCAUUUUCUUCUAUACCUUGAUAUUGGAGAAAGUACCUGAUGCAAAGGACAUGUUCUCGUUUUUGAAAUACUUUGAUGUAAUACCACAUAACAAUUCAACACUCGAGGCACACGCCGAAUUGAUUUUUGAAAUGACGCGUGAUUCAGCUGUUCAACUUCGAGCAAAAGGAAAAGUAGAUGUAGCUGAUGAUGUUACAUUAGAAUAUUUGGGUUCUGUCCAUGUUCAAAAAGGUGUCAUUGAUCUUCAUUUCAUGGUGUUUAAAGAAGCUAUGUUGAAAACAAUAAAAAAGGCUGUGGAGGAUAAAUGGAGUGAGGAAUUGGAUUGUGCUUGGGGUAAAGCCUAUGAUGAAUUAGCUGCUGCAAUUAAGAAGGCAAUGGGAUGGCCAUAA